Molecule: messenger RNA, 1500 nt
Organism: Pseudomassariella vexata
Lineage: Eukaryota; Fungi; Ascomycota; Sordariomycetes; Amphisphaeriales; Pseudomassariaceae
Product: arrestin
Exons: 1
Coding region: 1-1500 (499 amino acids)
Source: RefSeq, a predicted model, not a curated record
AUGUCCGUCUUCACGGACGGCAGCAACCACAGCUCUCUGGGUGGCUUCAACCGCAGGUUGUCAACUGGACCGAAGCCGAGCCUGAGCAUCCACGUCGACAACCACUAUCAAGCCAAAGUCUACACGACGUCGUCGUCCGUCUCUGGCCGCAUCAAAAUCAACACAUCGAGGGAUGUUCGAUUCGACCAUGUCGAGAUCCUCUUUUUGGGCGUCAGCAAAACCGUCGUGGAAACCAGCUUUUCGCCACAUGCAAUCAACCACACAUUCCUGAGGCUUUCCAUGCCACUCUCACAACUGGAGGAUUCCUUCCCCGUGCCUCGAGUGUUCGAAGCAGGCCGCACUUACACCGCCCCAUUCCACUUUGUCGUUCCUCAACAUCUCACCAUGAGCGCUUGCAGGCAUGGCCUUGAGUCAGGUCCCGUCCACCAGGACCAUCUGUGUCUCCCACCAACCAUGGGUCGCUGGGAAGGAAAAGACGAUUUAUCGCCAGAAAUGUCACAUGUCGAGUACAACAUUAAAGCGCGGGUGUAUCGGGACGAAGAAGUGAGUGGGAAGCGGAUCAAGGUCAUGGAGGCGGCGCAGGAGAUCAAUGUGCUCCCUGCGUUUUCAGAACGAGCACCCUUGAACGUCACCAAGAAUGACAAACUCUACAGUAUGAGCAAGAGCAAGAUGUUGAGGAAGUCGCUCUUGACUUCAAAACUGGGAGUUAUGACGCUAUCGGCGACCCAACCCCGCGCAGUCAUGAUGAAGACAGACGGCCGCUCCGCCUCGAGCACAGAUGCCAUGCUGGACCUGAAGUUCGAGCCUGCAUCGAGCAAUUCGGUGCCGCCCAAGGUCACGGGAAUCUCGGCCAAGAUCACCACGGUCACAUACUUCAGCUCAGCUGGCAUCAAGGUCGCGCCCAACCUUGGAGACUGGAACCGGUCAUUCGACAGUAAUGGGCCCGGCUCCUAUUCCAACACGAUGUCCAUCUCCUCAGCUGAAGCUACCAAUAACAAAGUCACAUGGCAGCAGAAACUCUCCCCGCAGGCAAGACGGGACUCGGGCUACGCAACCGACGAGAACUCCGACAACUCAAGGAGCAGCAGCGACGGAGGGGAUCGUCGGAGAGGCAGCAAGGCAUCGAACAAAUACAAGAGCGCACCCUUUUACUACGCCGCCAACCUGCAAGUCCCCAUCAAAUUGCCCACGAGCAAGAAGAUGUUCAUCCCAUCCUUCCACUCGUGCAUCACGUCGCGGGCCUACGCCCUGCAGGUGACGGUCUCGCUAUCCGCCGGGGGAAUGAGCUCGAGUCUGUCUGUUUCAGUACCACUGCAAGUCGGCGUUGAUACCACCGAGGCCGACGUCGAUAGCACGGGUCUGCCGACCUUCGAGGCCGCCGUGGGUUUGGUGGACGUGGAUGAGCCUUUGGGACCGCGGUCGAUGUUCCCGCCGAGGAUGGAAUUUGAAAGGCAUCAACUUCCGGGGUAUUCGGAUGGGUUGGUGGCUGUAAGGUCAUAG